Paramecium tetraurelia is the source of this 954-nucleotide messenger RNA. RefSeq lists its product as uncharacterized. The record is from RefSeq and is a predicted model, not a curated record. NCBI's taxonomy places the organism in Eukaryota, Ciliophora, Oligohymenophorea, Peniculida, Parameciidae. The transcript has a single exon.
AUGAGUAAUAUUUAUAUUGAAAAAUGUGAAGAUGGGAAUACUAUUUAAUAUGAUGGUUGUUAUAAUUGUAAAUAUUAAUGUUAACCUUAAUGUACAAAAUGUAUAAAAGGACAAUGCUUUGAGUGUACAACUGCUGGUUUCUAUAUUGAUCCAACUGUUAGUCCUUGGUAAUGUAAAGAAAAAUGUGGAGAUUUUCUAAUAGUUGGGAACGAAUAAUGCGAUGAUGGAAACACUUCUGAUACUGAUGGGUGUAAAGAUUGUAAGUAUUUCUGUAGAAGUGAUUGUGCUUCUUGUGAUUAUACAACCAAAAAUGCUUAAGUUGUUAAUUGCCUGGGUUUGUUCCUAACUCUUACUAUUGUAAAAAUUUAUAUGGAGAUGGUUUAGUCGUAGUAGAUCCUUAUGGAUUCAAUACAGAGUAAUGUGAUGAUGGUAAUACAAUUAAUAAUGAUGGCUGCAGCAGCUCUUGUUCCCUUUUAGUGUUAGCCAACAAGUAUUUGCACAAGUUGCAUAAAUAAUAGAUGUGAAAUAUGCGCCACUGGAUAUUAUCUUUCUAAUGAAAAAGUAUGUAUACCGAUUUGUGGAGAUUCUCUAAUUGUGAUUGGUGAAUAAUGUGAGAAUUCAUAUAUAUUACCAUAUAAAGGUUGUUAAAAUGGUUAAGCAAAAUGUCAAAUUCUUGUCUCAUAUGUAAUACUACUGGGCUUGGUUGUUUAAAAUGUCAAUUAGGUUAUAAUAGAAUUGAUAAUUUAUGUUAUUCAAAUUGUGGUGAUAAAAUAAUAACUAAAGAUGAAUAAUGCGAUGAUGGCAACUUAAUUUAUGGAGAUGGAUGUCAUUUCUGUCAAUUUAGUUGCCAGGAUUCAUGUCUUACUUGUCUAAAAGGAAUCUGUUAUGAUUGUUAAGAAGGUUAUCAAUUAAUAUCUCCUAAUGAAAUUUGCAGUUUAAUUGAUCAUAAGAUGA